Messenger RNA from Scedosporium apiospermum, 918 nucleotides. RefSeq lists its product as uncharacterized. The transcript is spliced from 2 exons. The record is from RefSeq and is a predicted model, not a curated record. The coding region runs from base 1 to 918 and encodes 305 amino acids. Lineage: Eukaryota; Fungi; Ascomycota; Sordariomycetes; Microascales; Microascaceae. Gene Ontology annotation, molecular function: FAD binding.
AUGCACGAAGCCGGCGUCUUCGAGGAGUUCAAGAAGAACUCGCGCGGCGGCGACGCUACGAUCCACCUGCUUUAUAACCACCUCGGUGAGAAGGUCUUUUCUGUCGGAGAAGGACGGGAUUCGCCGGAAAUGGACCGUUGGCAGAUCCGCAAGGUACUGCUGACUGCUAUCCCGAAGGAGAAGGUUGUGUUCUCAAAGCCUCUGGUUAAGUCCCACAGGGACGAGAAGAGUGGCGAAGUCGUCUUGACGUUUUCGGAUGGUAGCACGGCGUCGGGGUUUAAGCUUGUUGUAGGAGCCUAUGGGACCUGGAGCAAGAUUCGGCAUCUGAUGGAAGCAAUGGGUGGCCAAGGAGCCAGGAUCAUCAUGGGAGACGGGAAGCACAUGUUUAACGGUCGUCAGGGAGGCGGCCACUACCGCAUCGACAUUGGCCUAAAGGGCCCCGAAGACUUUGCAAACAAUGCGGUCAAUCAGUCCGACUUCGACGCCGCGAAGAAGUUCCAGCUCCAAGAACAGCACUUCGGCUCAUACGCGCCGCAAUUCCAAGAAAUCAUCCAGCAAAGCGAGGGUCCCUUCCGCCCCUGGCUCAUGUAUUACAUGCCCACCGAUCGUUUGAACUGGAAGCCAGCUCAGGAUGCGACGCUGAUUGGCGACGCGGCGCACGUCACCACUCCAUUCGUAGGCGACGGAGUCAACUGCGCCAUGCGCGACUCGUGCAUCCUAGCGGAGAAGAUCAAGGAAUUGGGAGUGACGCAGGGGGCCAUCGCCGCGUAUGAGAAGGAGAUGUUUUCUUACGCUAUUGAUGUGAUUACAAGGAGUUUGCAGAGUGGUAAGAUGUUCUUUGCAGACGACGGACCUAAGGAGUUCCUGCAGGUUAUGACAGCUGGAAACCCAUUGAUCGGGGCUUCUGAUGGAAGUUGA